AUGCAGCUGCGAACGGUGCACAACAUCACCGCUGCAGGCGACAGGGCUCCGAGGUACUUGAACCAGCAAAUCUCUUUCGGGCCUGAGGACGCCGAAGGGGUGCUGUUCCCACAUCAAGACCCCUUGGUGAUCUCGGCCGAGGUAGCUGGCUUCGAAGUCCGGCGAAUCCUGGUUGACGGGGGAAGCUCGGCCGAUGUCAUCUUUGCCGAAGCAUACGCCAAGAUGGGGUUGCCAACCCUAGCCCUCACCCAGGCACCGGCCUCACUUCGUGGUUUUGGCGGCGAAGCAGUUCAAGUCUUGGGCCAAGUACAACUGGUGGUAGCUUUCGGCACAAGUGAGAACAGGCGCAAAGAGCAAAUACUGUUCGAUGCCGUCGACAUCCCAUAUAACUACAAUGCCAUCUUCUGCCGCACAACCUUGAACAAGUUCGAUGCCAUCUCCCACCACAAUUAUCUCAAGCUCAAGAUGCCGGGUCCGAUCGUCAUCAAGGGGCUUCAACCUUCGCCCGCCCCUCAUGGCAAGGUGAUCAAGAUGCAGAUCGACGACGCCGAUCCCACAAAGCUUGUCUUGCUGGGGGCGAUCUGGGCAAAGAGGAAGCCGAAAACAUCCUUGAGAAUUUCUGGGCGUGACAUCAAGGCGGGGGUGAUCGAAGAGAUCGACCACCCGGAGUGGUUGGCGAACCCGGUCUUGGUGAGUAAAAUGAACGGCAAGUGGCGCAUGUGCGUUGAUUUUACAAUCCUCAAAAAGGUGUGCCCGAAAGAUGACUUCCCCCUGCCGCAGAUCGACCAGCUUGUCGAUUCGACAGCUGGCUGUGAGCUCAUGAGCUUUUUCGAUGCAUAUUCCGGCUAUCACCAGAUCCACAUGAAUCCGGCUGACAUCCCCAAGACCGCCUUCAUCACGCCGUUCGGCACUUUCUGCCACCUCAGGAUGCCUUUCGGCCUGAGAAACGCCGGAGCAACAUUCGCCAGGCUGGUGUACAAGGUCCUUUACAAGUAG
Oryza sativa Japonica Group (Japanese rice) is the source of this 996-nucleotide messenger RNA. RefSeq lists its product as uncharacterized. The record is from RefSeq and is a predicted model, not a curated record. NCBI's taxonomy places the organism in Eukaryota, Viridiplantae, Streptophyta, Magnoliopsida, Poales, Poaceae.